AAAAUAAAUAAAUAAAUAAAGUCAGUUGUUCUUGUUGUGGGAGGAUAAUAAAAAAAAAUAUUAAUAAUAUCCUUCAAUUUAUAUGAGUCAUAAUAAAUAUUCAACGAAAGCUUAUAAUCAUUAAAUAUUACAUGUACUAUUUUUAUUGACAACGAUUAUAUUUUAUAUACUAUUUGUUUCUUUUGAAGAUAAUAUAUAUUAAAACUUUAAAAUCUGUCAAAUUGUAUUAUUCAUAUUUAAUAUGGAAUUAUUUCGAAGUGACACACAUUUUAUAUUUGUUCAAGAAAGACAUAAUCUUUGGUGUGACAGAAUAACUGGUGAAUUAUCAGCAAAAUCAGAUUGGGAAUGGGCAUCAGCAAGUAAUUUAGAAUGUCUUGGUAUAUUUUAUGGUAUUAUUGGAAAAAUUGAACAGUCAUCAUUUAUGGAACCACGAAUAAUGUUGAUUAAAGAAGUAACAAAUAUUGGAGAAUUACAUGGUAAUAAAAUUAUUUAUAAAAUUAAAUCAGUUGGAUUUUUAAAUAUUGGAGCUGAUAAUAAUGAUUUAAAUUUAACACCAUGUAAAAAACAUGGUGAUAUAUCAAAAUUAACAUCAACAUCAUCAUCAUUAAUUGGUGGUGGUGGUGGUUUAUUUGAAACACAACAAAAAACAGGUCUUGCUAAAACUUGGGGUAAUUUUAAAAGCAUGACAAAUACUAUUAAAAAUACAACACAACAUGCUGCUGCAAUAGCAACAUCACAAGUUAAAUCAACAGUUAUUAAACGUUCAAAUAAUAAUUUAAAAGAUAGAGAAAAAUUUGAAAAAAGAAUUAUUGAUGAAUUGACGAAAAUAUUUGGUGAAACUGAUUCAUUUUUUUUUUGUCAAACUGGUGAUAUUACAAAUUCAUUACAAAGAUUAAAAAACAUGAAAAUUAAUGAUGAUUCAAUUGAUGAUAAGCCAAUUUGGAAAAUUGUUGAUGAUAGAUUUUUUUGGAAUAAACACAUGUUAAAAGACAUCAUAAAUUUAAAUAAUGAGGCUGCAAAUCAUUGGAUAUUACCAAUAAUUCAAGGCUACAUACAAAUUGAAAAAUGCAAAGUAGAAGUUGGUUUUGAUGGUCAAGCAAUUUAUGAGACAUUUAAUCUUGCAAUAAUAUCAAGAAGAAGUAGAUUUCGUGCUGGUACAAGAUACAAAAGAAGAGGUGUUGAUGAUGAUGGUAAAUGUGCAAAUUAUGUUGAGACUGAACAAUUGGUAUGGUAUCAUGAUCAUCAGGUGUCAUUUGUACAAGUACGUGGUAGUGUACCAGUAUAUUGGUCACAGCCUGGAUAUAAAUAUAAACCACCACCUCGUAUUGAUAAAGAUGAAGCAGAAACUCAAAUUGCAUUUGAAAAACAUUUUCAAGAAGAAUUAUCAUGUUAUGGUCCAAUUUGUAUUAUUAAUUUAGUUGAACAAAGUGGAAAAGAAAAAAUUAUUUGGGAUGCAUAUAAUAAUCAUGUUAUUAAUUAUAAUAAUCCAAAUAUUACAUAUACAACAUUUGAUUUUCAUGAAUAUUGUCGUGGUAUGCAUUUUGAAAAUCUUCAAAUUCUUGUUAAUGCACUUGCUGGUGUACUUGGUGAAAUGGGUUAUUGUUGGUAUGAUAAUCAAGGACCAAUAUGUACACAAAAAAGUGUAUUUAGAAUAAAUUGUAUUGAUUGUUUGGAUAGAACAAAUGUCGUACAAACAGCUCUUGGUAAAACAGUUAUGGAAAUGCAAUUUUCAAAGCUAGGCCUUAUUCCACCUGAUGGAACACUACCAACUGAUAUUCGUCAAACAUUUCAGCUACUUUGGGCAAAUAAUGGUGAUAUUAUAAGUAAACAAUAUGCUGGAACAAAUGCACUUAAAGGUGAUUAUACAAGAACUGGAGAAAGAAAAUUUAGUGGUUUAAUGAAAGAUGGUGUUAAUUCAGCAAAUAGGUAUUAUUUAAAUCGUUUUAAAGAUGUUUAUCGUCAAGCUAGUAUUGAUUUAAUGCUUGGUCAUUCAAUAAAUGAAGAUAUAUUUCAUGAAAAAACAGAAGAAGAAGAUAAUUCAGCAACAGCAUUUCAUGUUAAAUUACUUAUUGAAGAUUGUAAAAAAUUAUUAAUACCAGAUCCAGAUGUUAUACUUGGAAGUUGGGGUUUAAUUGAUGCUGAUCCAGUAACUGGUGAUCCAAAUGAAACUGAAAUGGAUACAAUAUUAAUAUUAACAAAAGAUAGUUAUUAUGUAGCUGAUUAUGAUGAUCAAAUUGAUAAAGUUACAAAUUAUCAAAAAGUACUAUUACAUGAUCUUGUUAUGAUUGAAUUUGGACAACCAGAAAAUAAUUUUGCAUUAUUUAAAAAUAAACAACAUCAUUGUAUAAGAAUUAAUUAUAAAAUUUCAAAUGAAUAUGGAUAUUUUCAUAUGUUUAGAAGUACAAAUUUAAGAUUUUUUAAUAAUAUGGCUGUUGUUAUUAAAAAUGAUGAAGAAACAAUUGAAUCAAUGAAAGCAAUUUGUGAAGCAUUUACAGUUGCUAUUGAAAUAUCUGGUAUGACUAAAAUACCAAUGUCAAUUAAUGUACCAUUGGAUAAAAGAACAAGUAAAGUAGUCAAAGAAAAAGGCUCAACUGGGCUAUUGGAUGUUUCAUCAUUUCCUCAAUUAACAAGAAAUCUUUCAGAAACACAAUUGUUGGCAUUAAAAAGUGCAGGUUCAAAAGCACUUGAACAAUUUAGUAAAUUAAAUAAACUAAGCAGUACUUUUGGUGGAUCAAAAAAAGAUAAAUGUCAAAAACCAAAAUUUACAAUGGGAAAUACUGAAAUAUCAAAACAACAAAAUGAUGAAGAUGACGAAGAUGAUAAUGACAGUAUUGACAGUAGUUUUUGUCCUCUAGAAUACUCUGGUGAAAUUGAAAAAAAUCCAGAUAAAAUAAUUCAACAUGUAGAAGUUGCAAUUGAUGGAUUAAAUUUUAUUUCAACAACAUCAUCAUCAACACAAGGUCAGCUUGAAAGAAAAACAACACCAGAAAUAACAAUUCAAGAUGUUACAUUUACUGAUGUUGAUGGUGAUGCUGUUGAUGCUGCUGCUGCUGAUGAUGAUGAUAAAAAAAAAGAAAGAAUUAAAUCACCACCAUCAACAUUAAAUCUCAUUAAAAAUAUAAGUCAUUCAUCAAGUGAAGUUGAUGGUAAUAAUUCAAUAAAAGUUGAUGAAUGUGGACAAAAAAAAAGAAGUUGUUCACAGCAUGAUUUAAUUGUUAAUAAUAUGACAACUUCACAUAGUGAAUCUGCUAUUAAAUUUAACUCAAAUAGUCUUGCUAGUCCUCAAUCUGUUGCAAAUACAACCAAAGAAAUUCUUUCUCCAUUUUCAAAAUUUGCCAAAGGUGUACAAACAUUUGGAGCUAAUUUAGAUCCACGUAAAUUAAAAAGUGGACAAAUUUCUGUUGGUAAACCACUUUCUGAUCAACAUAUUAAUCAGAGACAAAAACUUAUUGAACGUUGGACAAAUUGCAAAUCAAUUUUAAUUGCAUUGUAAAUUUAUUUAUUUAUUUUAAUAAAUAAAUAAAUAAAUAAUAGCUUAAAUUAUUAAAUAAAAAUAGAUGAAAAUAUAUCGUUAGUCAAUUAUGUACAUAAAAAUAUAAAUUGUUUAGAAUAUAAUCAACGGUAGAUUGUCUAAUCUAUAAAAUGAAAAAUUAGUAAAAGUUAUCAAAUAAUAAGACAGUCAAUAUUAUCAUAUAAAUUAAUUACAUAUACCUACACAAUUGAUGAAGUAUUCAUAUGGGUAGCAAAUAUUUAUGAUGUGUCUCUGUUAAAAAACCAACAAGUAUUUCAAUUUAUUUUUUGACAAAAAAGUCUUUGCAGUAUUUUAUAUAUAAUUUUUAUCUUUUAUUGAAAAUUUCGAAUGUCGACAUUGAUAUAUUUUUUAAAAUUAUAUUAUUUUUAAAAUUAUUAUAUACUUGAAAAAGAAGACAUAUAUUAUAUCAAACACAUGUUCAAGAAUUAUUAUUAUAUAAAAAAAAAAAAAAUGUAAUUUUCUUUUUCAGUCGAUCUUAUACGAUUUGUAUUCCUUUCUUUCAAUGUAAUAAAUAAAUUUUAUUUAUAUUAAAAAACAA
Messenger RNA from Aphidius gifuensis, 4070 nucleotides. It is a transcript of the gene sp3, whose product is annotated as phosphatidylinositide phosphatase SAC2. Gene Ontology annotation, cellular component: clathrin-coated endocytic vesicle; early endosome. Gene Ontology annotation, biological process: phosphatidylinositol dephosphorylation; regulation of endocytic recycling. NCBI's taxonomy places the organism in Eukaryota, Metazoa, Arthropoda, Insecta, Hymenoptera, Braconidae. Bases 242 to 3493 code for a protein of 1083 amino acids. The record is from RefSeq and is a predicted model, not a curated record. Gene Ontology annotation, molecular function: phosphatidylinositol-4-phosphate phosphatase activity. The transcript is spliced from 9 exons.